Leptinotarsa decemlineata (Colorado potato beetle) is the source of this 1250-nucleotide messenger RNA. RefSeq lists its product as uncharacterized. Lineage: Eukaryota; Metazoa; Arthropoda; Insecta; Coleoptera; Chrysomelidae. The record is from RefSeq and is a predicted model, not a curated record.
AAUGAGAAUUUUUUUAUGAUAAUAGGCAGGACGAAGUUAGCUUCAUUUUAUUUUUCCUUGAACUUUGUGAUUAUUGUGAGAACCUUCGAGAUGUACACUCUAGGUGUAGCGUUAGCCUUAGCAUUAUUUGUAUCAUCGGAUGCAGCUCCUGGUGAAGUUGCCGCUGCAGGAUCAGCUCAAAUAAGUGGCUCAAUACCAAAAGUACUCUCCUUCGAAAAUGGGAACGUUGGAGUUAAUUUUCUUGGAUUCAAAGCUUCAGCUGGCCUUGGAGGCGGGCUACACGCAGAAGCAGAAACUCCUUUUGGACAAGCUGCAGGAGCCGGCCUCGGAGGAUACGUAGACGAACAUGAAGGCAGGUCUGCUGGUGGUCUGUAUGCAGGAGCUACAGCUGGCGGUGGAAUUUCAGCAGGAGCAGGUCUGGAAGGAACAGCAGGAGCGAAAGGAUCAUUUGGCUCUUCGUAUGCAGGAGCAACUGCUGGAGGACUCACUGUGUCUAAAGUCAAGACUGUUGCUAAACCUAUCGUAGAAGUAGAAUUACAAAAAGAAGUUAUUGCACCAGCAGUUUACAAAAAGCGGGUAGAAAUUUCUUCAGCGCCAGUGGUACACGAAAUCGUUGAAGAAAAACCACAAAAAACUUACAUUGAACGAACUGUGAUACCUCAAUACGAAGAAAAGACAAUAUAUGUGCCAAGUUACGAAGAGAAAGUUGUUAGAGUACCAACCGUAGUCGAGAAAAAAGUGAAAGUAGCAGUUGCCCCCAAAGUAGUAGAGAAAACUGUUGUCAAACCUCCUGCCGACGUAGAUUUUGAAAGAAGCGUAGAUCAUGUUGUUGAAACAGCAGCACCACCAGUAGGUGUGAUCACUGAAACUAGAACAAAAUAUCGCACUCGUCCACUUUUCAGGAAGCACUUCUUUUUCGGAGGUGCUGGUGGUUUAGGAGGAGGUUAUGGAGGAGAUUAUAGGAGUAAUGUUGGUAGCUAUGGUGGAUAUGGCGGCGCCAGUUCAUUUACUGUCUCAAAAUCUGGUAGUGGACAACUUAUCAACGAUAUCUUCAAUAUACCUAUCUCAACACUGGGAGCAGUCAAUAGGUUAGUUGGAGGGUUGGUUGGUGGUACCAGUGGAUCCUUCUCAGUGUCCAAAUCAGCGAGUUUGGGGGUAGGAGCAUCCGGUUACUAAGUGAUGAGUGGUUGAGGAUUUGCGAUAUUGUCAGUAUUGUUUCGAAAUUUUGGAAUAAAACGUCCGAUUUAUUA